AAUAUGUGUCUGCUAAUGAAUAUAUCUGAAUCAGUAUUGACUAAUGGAAAAGAACAAAUGUCUUCAAUUGCCCGCAAAGUAAUGCCAGAUCUAGAUUUUCCAGAGGCUGAAAAAGCGAUGCUGGCCACGACAAAAGUUCUUAUAGUGAGACAUCCAUUUGAAAGAUUGUUGAGCGCUUAUCGUGAUAAACUUGAGAACUCUGUAGCCCGAAGGGAUCACGGUACUCUUUAUUUUUAUCGCAAAUAUGGGCGCACUAUUGUCGACAAAUAUCGAGACAAAACUUUUACCCCGCCACCAAAGGAUCAAUUUAUUUCAAACGAUAACGAGCCAAAACCUGCGGGCAUUGAACCAACGUGGAAAGAAUUCGUAAAUUAUUUAAUAGAUACCGAUCUAGAAAUCUAUUCCGACGACCAUUGGAUCCCUUACUACCUGUACUGCACUCCCUGUUCGCUCAACUACACCUAUAUCUUAAAAGUGGAGACUUUAGAUUUAGACCAGUCAUUAAUAAUUGAAAAAUUGAAUCUAAAAAAUAAAAUCCAUCCGAUUCAUCGUCAUAAAGGAUCCCAAGAUAAAUUAAACCCAUCUAAAAUUUAUUUCCGUCAGUUGACACAACAACAAAUAUCCGAACUUUACAAUAAGUACAAACUUGACUUUGAAAUGUUUGAUUACUCCGCUGAGAUUUAUUAUUCAUACGCUUCAGACUUUUUCCAAUAUACCGACUACUAG
Molecule: messenger RNA, 726 nt
Organism: Cotesia congregata
Lineage: Eukaryota; Metazoa; Arthropoda; Insecta; Hymenoptera; Braconidae
Source: the annotation of a GenBank genome assembly